AAAAAAAAAAAAAAAAAACGCGUCGCGAUAUCAAGAAGAAGAAGAAGAAGAAAUCUAGGAGAAAAUUGAAGUGUAAAAAAGACAAACAUGUAUUUGGAAAUCGAGUGAAAUUCUAACUUAAAAUAAGAAAUUCAUCUGUAUACAAAAUUUUUCCCAACUAUUAUACCUACAUCAUCAUCAUCAUCGUUCCAUGAAUCAGUCAGUCAGUCGGAUGAUGAAAAAAAUAAUCUGAACAAGAGAAUAGAAUCGAUAAGAGGAAAGAAAGAAAGAAAAAAUCGGCGAUAGAGAAGACGAAUAAUUCGCGUCUAAAAUGUCGUUUUAUUCCGUGAUCGUACAUUUCACGGAAAUAAAUUGCAGACUGACAAACAGGUGAAGAAGAUGGAAGAUGACGCGGAUCUGCGGGAACAGUUAUUCCACAAUACAGUACGAGAGAAUAUCAUAUUUCUACUGCUCUUUUUGCUGCUAUACAUUUCGAGCUACGCACUGAUAGCAAGGUUCAGAAGGAAAGAUAGAGAGGAUUAUAUUGUAGUGGACGAAGAUGAGGCAACGGUAUACAGAAUUAGUCUGUGGCUCUGUACCGCUGCACUCGCAGUUUCGGUCGGAGCGACGCUACUUUUACCGGUAUCCAUUGCUAGCAACGAAGUUCUCAUACUUUACCCCAACAGCUACUACGUCAAGUGGCUCAACAGCUCCCUGAUACAAGGACUUUGGAACCAUGUGUUUCUGUUUUCGAACUUAUCCUUGUUCGUGUUUUUGCCAUUCGCCUACCUCUUCACGGAAUCUGAGGGAUUCGUUGGGUAUCGAAAGGGUGUUAUGGCUAGGGUUUAUGAAACAGUGACUGUAUUGUGCCUACUUGGAGCACUAGUUCUUGGAAUGACUUACAUCUUGUCCGCUCUCAUCGAUCACCACAAGUCAAGUCUUCACACAUUGCUCAAUUUAUGGAGUUAUUACUUGCCGUUUUUAUACUCCUGCGUGUCUUUUGUCGGAGUGGUUAUGCUAUUACUGUGCACUCCGGUAGGAUUUGUCCAAUUGUUUGGAGUUGUGGGCUCGUUUCUUGUUAAACCUCAAUUCCUAAAGAAUUUGGAUGAAGAAUUUUUUGCCUACAAGUUUGAAGAAGAUUGUAAUCAAAGAAGACUGCAACAUGCUACAGCGACGGGUAAAUCUUACAUAUCACCGAUGCCUAUGUCUCCGGCAACUUGCGGAAACAUUGUGGACGACGAAGAAGAAUUACCGAGUGCAAAUCCUGGUCUAAUGUGUCUUAAAAAUGGAGAGUUACAACGCGGUUUAACUCAGACACUAGAGUCUGUACAACAGAGAAGAAAGCUAUUGGACAAACAGAGGCGUACUUGGUGGGUGCGCAGAACUUUGUUGUAUCCUAUAGCCAUGCUUGCCUUGUUGGUACUUUCAACAACGACGGCUCUUCUUGCCGUCCAAAAUACCAUCGAGUUACUUAUCGGCAUUAAGGCCUUACCUCUGAGCACAAGACAAUUUACAUUAGGAAUCAGCUCUCUGUCUAAGCUGGGGCCGAUUGGGGCGACAGUUGAAGUUGCGGUGAUCUUAUACUUGGCUGCGACAAGCGCUAUCGGUCUUUAUUCCCUACCCGGAGUCCGUAGAGUUCGACCCCACUUUCAUUCCACUCCCCUAACGCACAUCAUUGCAAAUUGUGCGCUGCUGCUUGUACUCAGCUCUGCCCUUCCGCUAUUGUCGAGAAUACUUGGAAUGACAAAUUUUGAUUUACUCGGAGACUUUGGGCGGAUCGAGUGGCUUGGCAAUUUCAAAUUGGUCUUGUUCUACAAUUUGAUAUUCACAAUUGCCACGUUUGCUUGCCUCGCUACUAAAUUCACGGCUACUGUACGAAAGGAAAUAUAUGCAAGAUUACGGAGCAGUUUAAUGGGAAUAUUCAAACGCGAUGGAAGAAAAGGAGUUUUGAGCAUGUUUUCUAAUAAGGAGGACUAGACUGAUUUUAACUUAUAAGAAAUCGAGGUGUUAGUCAUGUCUGAAUAGUAAAUAACACAGGAAUCGACAUACCCCAUUUUCAAUGGUAGUUUUAUAUUCAAAUAUUGCUUUAUCUCCUGUUUACGUUCCGUUUUACUUCAUCGAUCAUCCCGAAUUACUCGAGAAAUGAGAAGUAAAAUAAUUAUUUCAAUAUUUUAACAACUUCAAAUUCCCAAUAAUGUUACACAGGAAAUAUUUUCAACUUUCAAUUGAUAGAUCGGUACUCGUAUUUAAUCAUUUCUGUCUGACAACACUUCGGGCAUUCACAUAGUUAGUAUUUAAACGCAACGAGUGUUUUGUAUUUAAAAGAAAAGAAAUAUUUUCUACAUGAAGAAAAAAAAAAAAAAAAAAAAAAAAAUGAGGUGGUCGAGUAUUGAAUUCAGGGUCCAGAAGGGAGAGACGAAAAAGUUAGAUUUCAUACGAAUCGUCGGGAAAAUCUAGUUCAUCCAUCGAUCAAAUGUAGAAGAAAAAAAAUUUUGAUCCACAUUUUUUUGAAGUAAUUGGUUCGUCCUCAGUAGCAAAAACGGUGAACACAAAAGUUCGUCACGUAAAUUAAAUUGUUUAAAAUGUAUGUAUAUAUAUAUUUAUAUAUUUAUAUACGAAUUUUCAAAUUUAAACUCAUAUCUUCGACGAGAAAGAGAGAGAGAGA
Messenger RNA from Diprion similis, 2644 nucleotides. RefSeq names its product protein Lilipod (gene lili). The record is from RefSeq and is a predicted model, not a curated record. Gene Ontology annotation, molecular function: transmembrane signaling receptor activity. Lineage: Eukaryota; Metazoa; Arthropoda; Insecta; Hymenoptera; Diprionidae. The transcript is spliced from 10 exons. The coding region runs from base 379 to 1956 and encodes 525 amino acids. Gene Ontology annotation, biological process: signal transduction.